AUGCCAUCUAAAUAUUUUAUUUUUGUUAUCUUUUUAUUAAUAUUAUUUGGACAUGACUCUGUUCAAGAAUUUACCAGCCAUUUUAAUAAUUUUAUUGAAAAAAAUUAUAAUGUUAGUGUAAGAAUUCAGAUGGAAAGAAUUGAUUUAGGAUGGGGUAACUGGGGUAGUUUUGGUGGAAAAAGUAGUGAUAAUGAUAUAUUAAGAAAAAGACCUGUUAUUUUUAUACCUGGUGCACAAUUGCGUUCAUACAUGUUUGCUGGAGCAAAAAAUUAUUUUAUGAUUCAUGGGUAUAAUUCUUCUGAGUUAUACUCAACUUCAUAUGGUGAUGGUGGAUGGACAUUAUUACCAUUCUUUAGAUUACAUUGUAGUAUUGUUAAACAAAUUAGACUAUUUAUUGAAAUUGUAAAUAAAUAUACAAACCAGACAGUUGAUAUUGUAACAUAUUCAUUGGGAUCACCUUUUGUUAGAAAAGCUAUUCUUGGUGGAUCUUGUGUUGAUACUAAUGAAAUUUUAGGAUCUAAUAUAACUAAUUUAGUUAAUAGUUUUGUUACAAUUUCUGGAGCAAAUUAUGGUGUUGAAAGUUGUAAUUUCUUACAUUUUUUUAUUCCAUAUUGUAAUCCAAAUAAUGGUUUUUAUUGUUUAUCUAAAUUUAUUAUUGAUAUAAAUAAUGAAACUACAAGUUAUGAAGGAUUAACAACAUAUUCAUUUAUUAGUGAAAGUGAUUUAACAUCUGGAAAAAACUGUUGUGGAAAAAAUUGUUCUGAAUUAAAGAAUGCCACAAAAAAUAUCUUACUUCAAAGCUCAAAUCAUUUAACAAGUAUUUCUGAUGCAAUUCCACAAAUUUUUAAUCUACUUGAUAAUACAAUCUAA
This is a messenger RNA of Strongyloides ratti, 870 nucleotides long. Its product is annotated as Lipase EstA/Esterase EstB family-containing protein. The transcript has 2 exons. The record is from RefSeq and is a predicted model, not a curated record. The coding region runs from base 1 to 870 and encodes 289 amino acids. Gene Ontology annotation, biological process: lipid catabolic process. Gene Ontology annotation, molecular function: lipase activity. NCBI's taxonomy places the organism in Eukaryota, Metazoa, Nematoda, Chromadorea, Rhabditida, Strongyloididae.